AUGGCACCAACCACUAAACCCAAAGUCCGCAAACGCAAGCCACGUGUAAGGAAGAGGAACCGUGGUAUUCGCACUCGCGAAGGUCACGCACGUUCAGCAGAUGCAGGCUCGCCAGUCCAACCGCGUGCCGAAGCCCUCAAAGAGACGAAGCGUCGUAAACCCAAAAAAAAUUGGGCGGCCCUCAUUCCUGUCUCUGAUGAUCCAUUGGAGGAGAACGUUGUUGAGAAAGUACCCCUGCCAGAUGGCUACAUUCUAGUCCCCAAGGGUAAUGUCUAUAUCACCCGACACUGUCGCAGUAAGACCAAGGAGUCCGAACAGAUUGUCUAUGUUGUUUACCCCCAGAACCGUACAGGCAAAAGAACGCUGGGUAUCCGAGUUCCCGAAGAGAUUUACACAGAGGUACUCGAAUCAGAUGCCGCAACAAAAGAGUCGCGGGCCAACGCCGUGCAGGUGCGCGACGCUAAGGACCUCUCCAAAUCCCAGAAACUCUUGAAGAACGAAUUCCCGCUGAUGCCCAAGGAAACCCUCAAAAUCGUCUUGGGUCAUGCCUUUCUUAAGGGAUCGGGACGUGUAGGGCGAACAGCGAUGAUCAGUGAUGAUCGAAAGACAAUUUUGGCGGUUGAAGCGCAUAUUCGGCAUGUCCACACCCCCUACGAGAAGUUGCUCGAGGAAGGCGUCAGUCGGAAGGAUGCUCGGGAGCAGGUCUGGCCUACCAUCCAGGCUGUUGAACGGGCGUGGCAGGGAUUUGAAAAGAGCGAGACUACAUUAGCAUUGCGUACGGUGGAUAAGUGA
Molecule: messenger RNA, 792 nt
Organism: Penicillium coprophilum
Lineage: Eukaryota; Fungi; Ascomycota; Eurotiomycetes; Eurotiales; Aspergillaceae
Product: DUF2293 domain-containing protein
Exons: 3
Coding region: 1-792 (263 amino acids)
Source: RefSeq, a predicted model, not a curated record